AUGUCGGCCUCCUUACAGCACUUCGGACGAGGAGCUCUCCGAGUCGCAAAGAACUAUACCAAGGGUUACACAGACACCCAGACCAAGGUCCGGGAUGCGACGUCGAACGAUCCUUGGGGUCCAUCCGGGACGCAAAUGAACGAGGUUGCGCAGUUGACAUACAAUCAGAAUGACUUUGUGGAGAUUAUGGAGAUGCUGGAUAAGCGGCUGAACGAUAAGGGCAAGAAUUGGCGGCAUGUCUUUAAGGCGUUGACUCUGCUCGACUACUGUCUUCAUGCCGGCUCAGAGAACGUCGUCAUCUACUUCAAGGACAACAUCUACAUCAUCAAAACACUAAAGGAGUUUGUCUACACCGACGACGACGCAAAGGAUGUCGGCUCAAACGUCCGUCAGAAGGCCAAGGAUAUCACCAACCUCUUGGCAGAUGAGGAUAGGCUUCGAGCGGAACGGCGGUCGAGGGGUGCGAUGCGGGAUCGGAUGUUGGGGAAUAUCGCGGACUCGGGGUUGAAGGGUGAGGAGGACUACGGAGGACCCAGGCCAGCAGCGAGGGAGAUCAAUCAACGUCCACCAAACCGACCAUCCAACAACAACGAAGAGGACGACCUGCGGAAAGCUAUCGAAGAGUCCAAGCGGAUGAUGGAUGAUGAAGCGACCCGGCGGAGUCGGGUGACGCAGGAAGAGGACGAUCUUCGGCGGGCGAUGCGAGAGUCUGAAGAGGACGAGGCGAGGCGGAAGCGAGAGAGGGUUGAGGCGAAUCAGAAGGCGCUGUUUGACGAUUCGAACAAUCUGCAAUCCAACAAUCAGUACACUCAGCAACCUCAGCAAAUGGGUUUCGACAAUGGAUAUGGCCAGCUACCACUUCAGCCCCAAUUCACCUCGUACAAUCCCUUCCACAUGCAGAUGAUGCAGCAAGAGCAGCAGCGGCUCCAGCAGGAGGAGUACAUGCGGCAGCAAAUGCUCCUGGAGCAACAGCGGCAGCAGGAGGAGUUUAUGCGCCAGCAAUACCUCCUCCAGCAGCAGCAGCAACAGCAGCAGCAGCAACAAGCACUCAUGGCCCAACCUACCGGCUAUCGCUCCAACAACCCCUUCGCACCCUCCACCUCCUUCCUCGGCGCCAACAAUCCCGGCUCGUCCUUCACCCCUCAGCCCCAGCAGGCAUCGAGCAGUUUUCUGCCUGUUCCAAGUAUGCCCACACCCCAGCCUGAACCCCAGCAACAGCCGCAGCAGCAGCAGCAGCAGGCGAAACCGGCCUUCCAGGCUCCGGCGCGGAAAGACGAUGGGCAGCAUGCGGGGCUGGCGAAUUUGUUGGCGAGGGGGAGAGAGGAUGGGAUGGAUACGUUUGGGAAUACCGGGAAUCUGCGUGUACCGACCGGAUCGGCGUUCCACCAGUCCAACAGACUACACGUCCAGCAGACCGGGUUCGGGGGAAACAACCCGUUCGGUCAGCCGCAACAGCAGGGCCAGCAACAGCAGCAGCAGCAGAAACCGGCCGAGCAGCCAUUCUUCUCGAUAUAA
This is a messenger RNA of Dioszegia hungarica, 1515 nucleotides long. RefSeq lists its product as uncharacterized. Bases 1 to 1515 code for a protein of 504 amino acids. Gene Ontology annotation, cellular component: clathrin vesicle coat; plasma membrane; endosome. The transcript has 11 exons. Gene Ontology annotation, biological process: actin filament organization; endocytosis. The record is from RefSeq and is a predicted model, not a curated record. Gene Ontology annotation, molecular function: phospholipid binding; clathrin binding. Lineage: Eukaryota; Fungi; Basidiomycota; Tremellomycetes; Tremellales; Bulleribasidiaceae.